Chaetomium globosum CBS 148.51 is the source of this 1338-nucleotide messenger RNA. RefSeq lists its product as uncharacterized. The coding region runs from base 1 to 1338 and encodes 445 amino acids. The record is from RefSeq and is a predicted model, not a curated record. The transcript has 6 exons. NCBI's taxonomy places the organism in Eukaryota, Fungi, Ascomycota, Sordariomycetes, Sordariales, Chaetomiaceae. Gene Ontology annotation, molecular function: adenosine deaminase activity. Gene Ontology annotation, biological process: adenosine catabolic process; inosine biosynthetic process.
AUGGCAAAAAGUCCGGGACUGGCUUGCUCAGCAGCCCAGCAGCGCUUGGGCCUCGGCCGGCACCUUUCCUUCCCCAGCUGCAGCGCUGCGGCGCACACGGCGAAGCAGGCCGGGGCCGACCUUGUCGGUGAAAUUGGCCUCCGUUCCACCCUCGACCCGGGUCUCACGGCACUAAUCACCACUAUUACCAUCGACCGACUCGCUGGUCGGCCGACGAAGUCGGUGCCGGCGGCAUACGGCGCAACUAUCUGCUGUCCCGGUUUCGUACGACGUUGUGUUUCAUGGAAGCGUCAAAUGUCAAUAAUUCGCCGCCAUCAUUCGGCGCCCGUGGCGAGUGACAAGUCCACAAAUGCCCACCCAGGCAGAACAACAACAAGAGGACAGGAUCUACCUACGGUAUCCAUAAUGGCCAACACCAAUACCGCAGUGCUUGACUACGCGGCACUCCCCAAAAUCGAGGAACAGAACAAAUGCAAGUACCUUACGCUAAGCCUUCCCCAACCCCCCCCAAUCAGCUUCUUCCCCCUCUUCUCCUCCUACAUCUACAACCUCGUCAACAACGCCGCCACCCUGCGCUACACCACCCUCGCCGUGCUGCGCGACUUUGCUGCCGACGGCGUCGUCUACCUCGAGCUGCGCACCACCCCGCGCGCCAUGCCUGCCGCGGGGUUGACCGAAGCCGGUUACGUCCAGACGAUCCUCGACGGCAUCGCCGAGUAUGAACGCGAGCCACCCCGGUCUGAGAACGGGGUGGGGUUGAGGACGAAACUGAUUCUUUCGAUCGACCGGCGCCACGCCCCUACGCAAGCGGCGCGGGUCCUGGCUCUAGCCAAGCAGUUCCUGGGCCGGGGCGUCGUGGGGAUAGACCUGUGCGGAGAACCCGCGACCCCCCUCGACCCAGAGCUGUCGCCGUCUCGAGAAGCGAAGCCCGGUCAGGCUGGCAUGACGCUGCACUUGCCGAGCCGAGUGCUCGCGAGUGACGCCGAGUUGGACACGCUGUUGGGGUGGCGGCCGGAUAGGAUCGGGCAUGUGAUCUGUGUCAGUGACCGCGUGAGGCGGGGGGAUUAUGGAGAGGCCUGGGAUCGGGUUGGAGCUGUGCCUCAGCUGGGCAUGCUAACGAGGAGAAGCCACUUCGUGGGAGUGGUGGAAGAUACAGGAGACGGUAGUGGCACUGAGCGGGUCUUCGAAAGCCCCCUAUCCAACGAGUAUGCUCUCGUGGCCCAGCACUUCGGGCUUGACAGGUCCCAAAUAUGUGCGUUGGUGAGAAGGGGGGUGGAUAUUAUCUUCGGAGGAGAAGAGGAGAAGAAGAGACUGCGGGAAAUUCUCUGGGUGGAGUAG